Molecule: messenger RNA, 876 nt
Organism: Fragaria vesca subsp. vesca
Lineage: Eukaryota; Viridiplantae; Streptophyta; Magnoliopsida; Rosales; Rosaceae
Product: agamous-like MADS-box protein AGL80-like
Exons: 1
Coding region: 1-876 (291 amino acids)
Biological process (GO): positive regulation of transcription by RNA polymerase II
Molecular function (GO): protein dimerization activity; RNA polymerase II cis-regulatory region sequence-specific DNA binding; DNA-binding transcription factor activity, RNA polymerase II-specific
Source: RefSeq, a predicted model, not a curated record
AUGACUAGAAAGAAGGUGAAACUUACCUACAUCACAAAUGACAGUGCUCGAAAAGCGACAUUCAAAAAAAGGAAGAUGAGUCUUAUGAAGAAGGUGAGUGAACUCUGCACCCUUUGUGACAUUGAUGCUUGUGCUAUUAUCUACAGCCCCUAUGACUCCCAGCCUGAAGUCUGGCCUUCCCUCUUGGGAGCCCAUCGCGUACUUGCGCAGUUCAAGACCAUGCCCGAAAUGGAGCAAAGCAAGAAGAUGGUAAAUCAGGAGAGUUUCCUGAGGCAAAGAAUCAACAAGUCUCAAGAACAGCUCAAGAAGCAAAAGAAAGAUAAUCGGGAAAAGGAGAUGGCUCGUGUCAUGUUUCAAAGCCUAACUGGAAAGUCUCUCCAGGAAUUAACAAUGUCAGACCUAACUGACCUCAACUGGGUCAUUGACCAGCACCUGAAAGAGAUACAACUCAGGAUGAAGAACAUUAAGAAUAAGGCUGUGGAGAGCCCUAAUCAUGUGCAAGGAGCACAAGGGUUGCCAGCUACAAGGGAGAAUAGGAUGCCGGCGAUGAAGACUAACAGUGAGGGAAGCAACAACAACAUGGCGAUGAAGAGUGGCGAUGAGGGCAGCAUCAUGCAACAUGCAACCCUGGACAUGCAAGCUUUUGAUCAGAUGCGGCAUAACAUGGAGGCAAUGCAACCACAAAUGAUGCAGAUGGUAACUCAGAAGCCGCAAAACUCGUGGCUCAUGGACAUGAUGGAUGCGCCAGCACCACCGCCACAUCAAGAUCAUCAUCAGCAUAUGGGGUUUAGGGAGGAAAUGAUGUUUCCCUUCGCGGAUCAUGACAACAGUACUAUGUGGCCAAAUCCUCCUGCUGGUGGCAAUAAUUUGCCUUGA